Messenger RNA from Maylandia zebra (zebra mbuna), 2311 nucleotides. RefSeq names its product transmembrane p24 trafficking protein 10 (gene tmed10). NCBI's taxonomy places the organism in Eukaryota, Metazoa, Chordata, Actinopteri, Cichliformes, Cichlidae. The record is from RefSeq and is a predicted model, not a curated record.
GCCGGUAGUGUGAGUUGGAAGUCGGUGUUAAGCUGGUUGGCUGGCACGGUCUGGUUGGUCGGUUGAUGGUAGCCAUGGCUCGAGUCGCUGCGCUACUGCUCUUACCGGUUCUUAUUGAAUCGGUAUUAUCAAUUUCCUUCUUUUUACCGGUCAACACCAGAAAGUGUUUACGGGAGGAGAUCCACAAAGACGUGCUAGUCACGGGGGAGUAUGACAUAAGCGAGCAGGCGAACACGAAAACUAAUCUGAAGAUCACAGACUCCUCUGGCCACACUCUUUACUCCAAGGAAGAUGCUUCAAAAGGAAAGUUUGCAUUCACCACAGAGGACUAUGACAUGUUUGAGGUUUGCUUCGAGAGCAAAUCACCCAUGGGAACUGGAAGAGUGCCUGACCAGCUGGUCAAUCUGGACAUGAAGCACGGUGUUGAGGCCAAAAACUACGAAGAGAUUGCCAAGGUGGAGAAAUUGAAGCCUCUUGAGGUUGAGCUCAGGCGCCUGGAAGACCUCUCGGAGUCCAUCGUGAACGACUUUGCUUACAUGAAAAAAAGAGAAGAGGAGAUGCGGGACACCAAUGAAUCCACCAACACACGCGUGCUGUACUUCAGCAUAUUCUCCAUGUGCUGUCUGAUUGGGCUGGCCACAUGGCAGGUCUUCUACUUGAGGCGUUUCUUCAAGGCUAAGAAGCUGAUUGAGUAGAGCGACCCGCUCCCAGCUCCUUACCUCGCGGGACGCUGCCUGACGGUCAGCCAACACAUCCAAACAUCCACCCUCCUUGGACUAGCUUCAGCAAACAACAGCAAGUGGGGGCUCAAAAUCUAGUUUUCAAGGCUGAGAGAGAGAGUACCAAGGUUUUCUUCUGGGGAAAAAUAAAAGUAAAAAUAAAAAAAAUAUCACCUGCUUAUUUAGUGGUUGGAAACAUGAAAAGCGCUGUAGGGAGAAAUGCACUGUAAGACAUGGGAGAUGUCCGUCUCUGUGGUUGACAUUUCUGUCUGCACUGUUUCGAAUGUUGCAGCUCACUGAAUAAGAACUUCGAGCGUUCGUUGAACAGCAAUGUUUGAUUUUGAGCUCAGUUUGAAUGGAUGUGCCAUGAGCGAAUGUCUUUUGCCCUCCUGUUUAUACACUCAUUCUUUGCCAUGCCAAGUAAACUAGAUCCUUGGUGCCCUUUUAUUGAGUGAAGGUUCUUUGAAAACACAGUUUGUUGUUACUUUGAUGAGACAAUUGGCAACCACUGAACUUCUGUGUUUUGUCACUUAAUUUGCAUACAUGUCUGGUAGCUAAAUUUAACUGUUUUUUUUUUUUUCAUAUUGUAAUUACCACUUAGUUCUUUCAACUGGUAAUUUUCUUUUUCUUUUUGGGGGUUGUGAGUUGUCAGUAAUAUUCUUAGUUGUAAAUUAGGUCAUUUCUAUGGGCUCUUGCAUAGAUUUUUGUUUCGGAACAUUAACAUCACCUAUCAAAUGAAGCAAGGAACCAAAAACCUUGUUCCUAGGAAGGAAUUUGUAACAUCCUAUGUAUAUGGUUAUGAGUAAAAACACCCUCCUGAUUUCUAUUAUACAGUUUAUAUAUAUCUAUAUAUAUAUUUGUGAAAGCUUCUCCUGUCAGAGUGCAAUGGACAGAGGUGUUGAAAUGUAAAGCUGUCCAAGCAUUUUCAGUCACAGGCCCUUCUUCUUGACACUGGUAGAGCUAAUUAUUCUUCUGAAAUUUCACAAAUAUCAGUUCCCAACUACAGUAUGUGCAGAUCCAUCCAACAUGCUUCUUUCCAGCAGAAUUGUUUUGGCUCGGGGUGGUUGCAGAUUGUUUUUGAUGGGGAUAAUUUAAAGCAUCUGUCAUGGGGUACAUUUUUAACAGUGAACGUUGUGCGCAGUCACUGAUUUUUAUGUUGACUGAUUAAAUUUUGUAAAUUUGUGUUGGGCUUUUAUUCAAUAAACUAUUGGAUGGAUUUACAUUAUUUUUGUUUUGUCCUUUGAAUUGCCUAUUUAGGCAUUUUUGAAAAGUAGGAGACGCAUGUAGAGUGCAUGUGCUCUCAUUGGCUGAUUUGUUAUGUACCCCUGCCCAACUGCCAAGUAGUGCAUGCAUCUAAUCAAUCACAUGGCAGCAGCUCAGUGCAUUUAGACAUGUAGACAUGGUCAAGACAACCUGCUCAAGGUCAAGCUGAGCAUCAGAAUGGCGAAGAAAGGUGAUUUGCGUGGCUUUGAAUGUGGCCUGUUUGCUGGUGCCAGAUGGGCUCGUCUGAGUAUAUCAGAAACUGCUUGUCCACUUGAAUUUUCUCCACACAACCAUCUCUGGGGUUUCCAGAGUAUGGGUUAAAAAAAAAA